Molecule: messenger RNA, 2970 nt
Organism: Lachancea lanzarotensis
Lineage: Eukaryota; Fungi; Ascomycota; Saccharomycetes; Saccharomycetales; Saccharomycetaceae
Gene: NMA111
Product: LALA0S04e01244g1_1
Exons: 1
Coding region: 1-2970 (989 amino acids)
Biological process (GO): proteolysis
Molecular function (GO): protein binding; serine-type endopeptidase activity
Source: RefSeq, a predicted model, not a curated record
AUGAGUUUUUCAUCAAUUAAAAGAACGCAGUCCGAUUCGAAUGAAUCAGAGAUCGAUGGACAUGUUAUAAAGCGCCAAGCGGUCAACGGUGACUUCUCUGACUCUGUAUCAAACUCUGAAUUAGAUCUAGUUGACGAAAUUGAGGAAGUGGAAGUCUCAGACAUCGGAGAACAUGUAAAUAACGCCCAGUGGCAAAGCACUAUUUCCAAAGUUGUGGGUUCUGUGGUUUCGAUACAUUUUUCACAGGUGGCUCCUUUUGAUUGCGACCCAGCUCUUGUCUCGGAAGCUACGGGAUUUGUGGUAGACGCAGAUCUGGGAAUCAUCCUUACAAAUCGACAUGUUGUGGGUGCUGGUCCUUUUGUGGGAUAUGCAGUCUUCGACAACCACGAAGAAUGUGACGUUAUACCUAUCUAUCGUGACCCAGUGCACGAUUUUGGGUUUUUGAAGUUCAAUCCGAAAAAAAUCAAGUACAUGAGUGUCCAGGCUUUAGAAUUGAAGCCAUCGCUUGCGAAAGUUGGGUCGGAAAUCAGAGUUGUGGGUAACGACGCUGGAGAAAAGCUAAGUAUUCUCGCAGGCUUCAUUAGUAGAAUCGACAGAAAUGCUCCAGAUUACGGAGAGCUCACGUACAAUGACUUCAACACAGAGUAUAUUCAAGCUGCUGCAUCGGCCUCUGGGGGUUCCUCGGGAUCACCAGUUGUAAAUAUUGACGGACAUGCAGUGGCUUUGCAGGCUGGUGGUUCAACAGAGGCGUCCACAGACUUUUUUCUGCCUGUUAACAGGAUUUUAAGAGCACUUCUUUGCGUAAGGGAAGAUGAACCGGUUACUAGAGGCACAAUCGAAAUGCAAUGGAUAUUGAGACCCUACGAUGAGUGCAGAAGACUGGGACUUACUGCUGAUCGGGAGCAAGAAGCUCGUAAACAGUUUCCAGAUCGGAUUGGACUACUAGUGGCAGAAACUGUUCUACGUGAGGGCCCUGCUGAUACCAAGAUCAAAGAAGGAGAUACUUUGAUUUCUAUCAACAAUGAACUCAUUGCAUCUUUCAUUCAAGUCGAUGAUAUUCUGGAUAGCAACGUAGGUCAAAACAUUGAUUUGUUGAUCCAGCGUGGUGGUAAAGAUAUCAACGUCACAUGCACAGUCGGAGACCUUCAUUCAAUCACACCCUCAUCCUAUCUCGAAGUUUGUGGUGCUACAUUCCACGAGCUAUCGUACCAAAUGGCGAGGUUCUACGCUAUUCCUGUACGAGGAGUUUUUCUCAGCAGUGCAUCAGGCUCCUUCAACUUUGAUUCGAAGGAAAAAGUCGGCUGGAUUGUUGACGCCAUCGAUAAUCAGGAAACUCCUGACCUGGAUACCUUCAUCGAGGUCAUGAAACAUGUCCCAGACAAAAAGAGAGUCACUGUCAGAUACCACCAUCUGACUGACCAGCAUUCGCCAAAUGUUGCUAGCAUUUAUAUUGAUCGUCAUUGGUGUAGCGAGUUUCGCUUAUACCAAAGAAAUGACAAAACCGGUAUUUGGGACUACAAAAACCUUGCAGAGCCUUUACCCGCAUUGCCUGAGGUCCCUCAUGAAGCCAAGUUUAUUGACCUGUCAAUUGACAACAAAGACCUAGCAAAGCUUUCCAGAAGCUUGGUCACGGUCACUACUGUCUCGCCCAUCCCCUUAGAUUCAAUGUCCGCAGAAAGCCGUAAAGCAGCUGGGCUUGUUAUCGAUGCAGAGCAAGGGUAUGUUAUUGUCUCGCGUCGUGUCAUUCCUCAUGAUUGCUUGGAUGUAUUUGUGACAAUUGCUGAUUCGGUGAUUCUGCCUGCUGAAGUGACCUUCUUGCAUCCUACACAAAAUUACGCUGUGAUUAAAUACGACCCCUCGCUAGUGAAAGCACCAGUUGAGACGCCUCGUAUGUCUUUUGAACGGAUGAAACGUGGUGACAAAGCCCAAUUUAUUGGCUAUACCCACAACAACAGACUUGUUUCUUCCGAGACUAAGGUGACGGAUAUCUCAUCACUGAGUAUACCUAGCAACAUUAUCCCCAGGUAUAGAGCAACAAACUUGGAGGCCGUAGGUAUUGAUUGUAAUGUGAGCUCCAGAUGCAACUCUGGUAUACUGGCUGACGAAGACGGAACAGUGAGAGCCCUUUGGUUGUCCUUUUUGGGUGAAAUUCAAGAUGGCAAAGAGAAGGUCUAUUUACUAGGUUUAGAUUUAACAGAUCUGAAGCCUGUUAUUGACCUACUGAAGAACGGAAAGAGACCAAGAAUUAACAUUGUUGAUGCUGGUUUUGGUUCGAUCUCAAUUGCGCAGGCUAGAAUCCGUUCUGUUCCGGAGGAAUGGAUUUCGAGAAUGGAAGCUGAAUCGGAGAACAGACUCCAGUUUAUGCACGUCACAAGGGUGUCCUUUACAACUGAGAAGGAAAAACUAUUACCUGGCGAUGUAAUUUUAAGCGUCGAAGAUAAGCUAGUUAAGGAAAUGAGAGAUCUAGAUGGGAUUGUGACUUCAGGGUUGGGCCCCAACGAAGAGCAGAUUUUAAAUUUCAAGCUUGUCAGAAACGGCCAAAUUGUUGAUGUGCGAGUUAAAACGGUUGAAGUUAGUGAAACAUCGCACUUUGCUGUGUUUGCCGGUUGCAUUGUACAAACUCCACAUCAUGCUGUUCUACAAGCUAUGUCACAAAUCCCUAGUGGCGUGUAUUGUACAUUCAGGGGACAAUCGUCUCCUGCUACUCAAUACGGUAUAGCGUCGACAAACUUCAUCACACAUAUCAACGAAAUUGAGACACCAGACCUUGAAACUUUUGUGAAAGUCGUUAAAGCCAUUCCUGACAACACAUACUGCAAGAUUCGUUUGGUGACUUUCGACAACGUUCCUUUUGCUAUUUCAUUGAAAACCAACUACCACUAUUUCCCGACAGCAGAGUUAAAGAGAGACCCUAUCAGUGGCAAGUGGAUUGAAAACGAACUCAACAAAACGGACGAAAAGGCCGAAUGA